UUUUCUUUCAGUCUCAAGGUGACUGAUCGUUGGCUCACAUCAUUCUUCUUGACAUCUCAAAGGUUUUGGAAGACAAGUUAUGUCAUCACUUUUUUCCUAUACAAGACACAUGGAUGAUGGCGAAGAGGGAAUGUUGAUGGCAGAAGAUCACGGCUCUGAUCUGAUUCAUCCUCAGGAUUUUAGGAGGCAAUGUGGCAUCAACAGAAGUAAUUUAGCCUAUUACGACUGUGAAGAGAGAGAACAGCCAGUGCCCCAUGAAAGCCUGGAUUAUUUGCCUUCACACAGUGGAGUUUAUAAGAAGUGGCUACAAGAGAAAACAUACGGAAAAGAGUGGGAUCGAUGGCUGCUGAUGGGGCUAAUUGGAACAGCAGUUGGGAUGCUGGGGUUUUUGACUCAUCAGAUAGUUGAUUCUCUCUUCAAAUUGAAAUGGGACCUGGUGGAAAGUUACCUGAAGGAUGGCAACUUCCACCUGGUGUGGGUGUGUGUGCUGGGUCCUGGGCUGGCCAUGGUCCUCGUGUCCUCAAGCUUGGUGCUGUUCUUUUGCCCAGCUGGUUCACCAUCUGGCUUGCCCGAAAUCAUUGGAUAUUUGAAUGGCACUUCUAUUCAACAUCUAUUUAACAUCAAAACCUUCCUAGGGACCUUUGUCUCAUGCGUGCUGGCUGUAGCCUCUGGGCUCUUCUGUGGGCUGGAAGGUCCCAUGGUCCAUUUGGGGGCUAUCCUGGGUUGUGGCCUGAGCCAGCUGCAGUCGGACACACUUGGCAUCCACCUUCCCUUCUUCACCAGGUUUCGGAAUUCAGCUGACAAGCGCAGCUUCAUUACAGCUGGUGCGGGAGCAGGGAUAGCUUCAGUAUUUCGUGCCCCCAUCGGCGGGCUCUUAUUCACGCUGGAGGAGGUGUCUUCCUUCUGGGACAUCAGGCUGGCCUGGCAAACCUUCUUUUGCUGCUUGACAGCUACAUUCACCACGGAUUUGCUGUCCUCAUCGCUCUAUGGAUUUGUUUACAGAGGCCACUUUGGAUUUUUUGAAGCAGAAAAAAGAAUUCUGUUUUGGGUUAAGAAUUUGCUGGACGUGCAUGUCUUGGCCUUCAUUCCAGCCAUCCUACUUGGAAUGCUUGGAGGUCUUCUGGGAGCUCUCUUUGUUUCCCUAAAUAUAAAAAUUAAUAAGUUACGUAUGCAGUUCUUUAAUUCAAUUCCAAAAUCAUCCCUUAGCAAAACAAGCAAGCUGCUGGAAACUGUGCUUAUUCUGGUAUGUACUACAACUGUAACAGUAUAUUUGCCGUAUUUCUUUCCCUGCACUCCUGUCAUGAAUGCCAGAAACUACCAGCUGAGAAACAACUCAGAAAUCAUAUACCAAUUCAAGAGGGAGAUUUCAGAAUACGGAUGUUCACUGAACACAUCAUGGAUUGGUCCAGAUGGAGUCAGAUAUUCUAAUCAAACCUUCAAUCAAGCUGCUGCUCUUCUGGUUGAGAAUGGUAAGCGAGGGAUCACAUAUCUUUUUAAACGUGGGACUCAUGAGGAAUUUGGAUACACAUCUCUCUGCACUGCUUUGGCAUUUUACUUCAUCCUCAGCUGCUGGACUGCAGGUUCUGCUGUUGCCAGUGGCCUGGUUAUCCCGAUGCUGUACAUUGGAGCUUUGUAUGGCAGGAUAAUAGGUUUGAUCCUUGUUUCCAUUUUUGGUGUUCAAAAUAAUGAAUACGGAGCAUGGAUUGAUCCAGGCCUCUUUGCUGCCAUUGGAGCUGCCUCCUUUUUCAGUGGUGUGUCAAGACUAACCAUUUCCCUCACUGUUAUCAUGGUAGAGAUCACAAAUGAUGUCCAGUCCUUGCUGCUGAUAAUGCUGGCUGUCAUGAUGGCCAAGAUGGUUGGUGACAUUUUUAACGCAUCCCUGUACAGCUCCCUCCUGAGGCUGAAAUGCAUUCCUUACUUGGAUGUGGAACCUUUUGUUCAACACAGGAGAGAACGGCUGAACCUAGAAUUGUUCUCUGCCAGAGAUGUCAUGGAGCCUAACGUGAGAGUCCUUCACCUGAAGGAAAACAUUGCCUCAUUGGCUUGGCUUCUUGCAAGCACAAGCCAUGGUGGAUUCCCUGUGGUUGGCAGGUCCAAGUCAGAUCACACACAGGUGUUUCAAGGAACCAUUAAAAGGUUAGAGCUGUUCAUGUUGCUGGAGAAUGAGCACAUCUUUGAACCAGAGACAAACAACGAAUCUUUCUCCUUCUCACAUCCUCUACCCUAUGAGAAGAUAACAGUGGAGAAGCUGCCCAAGCCGUCGCGCCUGGCCAUGCUGCUGAAUUGCUACACUACAGAUCCCCGGUAUCAGCAACUCUUCAUCAAUCUGGAGCCAUACAUAAACAAAUCGGCCAUGUCAGUCCAAGCCCACUUCUCACUGCAGCGCACGUACAUCAUCUUUCGCACCCUGGGGCUGCGCCAUCUCACUGUGGUCGACUUGCAGAACCGAGUGGUUGGUGUGAUCACCAGGAAGGACCUGAUGCCUCUCCCCUUGGGGAAGAGGCUCAGGCUCCAGCUGUCUGCACACAGCCCUGAUGGGGGAGAGUAGCCUCUGGAUUUAAGGCAGUGGAGAGUGGAUUUAAGGCUAUGGAUGCAUUCUUGGGAUUUGUCGCUUCUUUCUGAGCUCAUGCUUCUUCAGGAAAAAAUAAUCAGAGCUUUUGCACUUGAUCCCUUCUGGAGAAGAGAUGCUUAAAAGCUGUUGUAACUAGACAUGUGGGGUUGUAGCCUAGAGCUACGUCUCUACAGCUGUUUGGUGAUUGCAAAAUUCAUUGACUUAAAUGCUUGCAAGGCAGAAUAUGAAUUCAUGUAUUUAUGAAAGAUGCAUAUAAAAUCAGAUCUGUAGGAUGGAUGUUAAGCAGUCUUUUGUCACACUGUAUCUAUGCCUCCCGAUGAAAAAAUGUCAUGAUCCCUAGCAGCAAAGUUAUGCUGGCAAAACCUUUGAGCUAGGACUAAAUUUCCAACCACUGAACAUCUGCUUCCAAACCAGCAUUUUUAUGUCGAAGCAUGUAAGUUUAAUUGAAAGGAAAUACUGCCUUGAGAGAAGCAGCCCAUUGAAAGGAACAGGGGAUUGGGCUUUCGUAUUGGCCUAUGUGUUACUGCAAUCCAAAGGGAGAAUUGAAAGUGAAUGAGAAACCUGACAUGCCUUUCUAUUGCUUACAGUUCUUUAAUUUCUUGACUGCUAGAAUAGGCUCUUUUCUCUCUUUUAACCUGAUAAGAGAACAUUUUUAGUUCAGGUCAUGUGUAGGGAGGUAUGUAACAAAUUCUCAUGAUGGGGACAUAGCAUGAUAAAUUGUCAGAGCAGUUUUUGAUAGCAGCAUAUUUAGAACCUAGAAAAAAAAAGUAAAUAAUUCGUCAUGAUUUUGUAGCCAUGCAGUGUUUGAAAGUUUGGAAAGGGUCAGUUGUUAAUAAAUUAAUGGGAACAAUUUUUUGGAUGAAGACACUGUUAGAUCUCCUUCUAUGACUUCACAAUUGAUGUUUAAUUUUAUUCUGUUAAAUACCAGAGGGAUUCACACAGCUUUGAAUAUCAAAACCUAGUAUGCACAAAGGAAUUCACCACUAUUAAUGCUGUUAUAAUGAAUAUCAAGAAAAAACAGUAAUAAUUUACUGUUUCUAAAAAGUUGCCAAGUUCCUGAAAAUGAAUUUCUGGUAUUUGAAUCACGCAGCUUUG
This is a messenger RNA of Phasianus colchicus (ring-necked pheasant), 3667 nucleotides long. Its product is annotated as chloride channel protein C-like. The record is from RefSeq and is a predicted model, not a curated record. Gene Ontology annotation, biological process: chloride transport; transmembrane transport. Gene Ontology annotation, cellular component: intracellular membrane-bounded organelle; membrane. Gene Ontology annotation, molecular function: chloride transmembrane transporter activity. NCBI's taxonomy places the organism in Eukaryota, Metazoa, Chordata, Aves, Galliformes, Phasianidae.